CAAGGGUUUCCCAUCCCAGCGCUUUCUCGAACUUCUACCCACCCCGCCAGAAUUCGACCUAACCCACAGACCACGCCAUUCACUCUUUCGCUGGUCUAUUCUUCACUACCUGGUGCUGUUCGAUAUUUCACCUCAGUGCUGUGUCGCUUCAUUGGAAUGUGUGACUUUUAAGACGGUCGUGGAACGUCCUGCUCGCCCGCUUGAGCGCACCUCGACCGGCGUUUCUCCCCAUAUCCUCGUCUUGAUACUAGUCUGAAUCUGCUGUGAUCUGCUGCUGUGUUGAAGAUCUUCGAUUCAGGUCUCCCUUUCGCGAGGCUCGGGCUGCCCAGGCUUAGGCCAACCUCCUCUUUCGUCACCCUGCACUCCGUCCUCGAUGUCUGAUCGCGCCUCCUCGGCAUCAUUUCGAGUAGGACCUCCAUCACCAUCGUCUCCCGCCGCAGGAGCUCUCAAGCAGAACCAGUUGCCAGCUCCCUUGUCCGAUCGAAUUCCACAGACUCCGACAUCACCUCCGUUGAUGUCGGUAAGCGCCCAGAACUAUGCCACCAACUUUGUAUCCUCGCAAGCAUCACCUAACCAGGCGACCUCUCAAUCCGCAACUCUCUCAUCACCCCCGUCUUCCGCUCCGAUGUCCACUCAAGCCUCGCAACAACCGACGGUAGGUACGGCGAAUUCGUUUCCGACGCCGGCCAGCAGCGUGAGCGGGCACUUCCCGGGUGCGACUUCCUUCGAUGAUUCUGAACAUACAGAUAAGCCAAUGGGCUCGGCAGCUCCAGACACUGGUGCGCGAGCAGCGAAUAUGAAUGCCGCGGCCAUACAGCAGGCGGAACACAGACGGACAGAUCAUGACCGGCAUACAGAAGGUAUAAAUAUGGAAGUUGGAGUCCGCGAUUUUGCUGCGAACAACGGAGGCGACGCUAUGGAUAUCGAUAGUGAGGCGCCGGCUUCAUCCAGUCGCAGUGAGCCAAGCUUGGAAUCCCUGCAGAAGAACUUUUCGUCUGCCUUUCAUGUUUGCAAAAGCUCCCAUAUUGCGACUGGACCGGAUCCGUCGCUAGAUCUCAUCUCACUCUACGGAUUAGGUCCAGUGGCAAAGUCUGUUGCUCGGAUGGAUCCUGUAACGGGCGAGAAGAUCAACAGGCUUAGGAAAUCUUAUGAAGGAAAACUGAAGGGCUUGGGACUCGCAGGGAGGAACAAGCCAGUGAAGACUGAGCCUGGUGCGCCCGGCAGCCUUAGGCACAUGACCAUGUGGCCAGAGGAAGAAUGGCAAAACCAGAAGGUGUUCGGGAAGGAGAUCAAGGUAGCGGACAUGGACUCUGCGCUGCAUAACUUGCAGAUGAGGGCCAUGAAAAUGGAGCCUGGUACGGUACCGAACAAUGAGUAUUGGGAAGAUGUUCUGGGCCACGAGAAGCCAUCUAAACACGCCGGUGGCGACGCCAGCAAAAAGGGCGUCGCACCCCCUCCCAAUGGAGUCCGGAUUUCCCAACCGAAUGGAACCCCAGCGCCUGUUUCGGACCAAGAGCGAGCCCGGCCCAGCAGGGGACGUAAACGGCAUUACGACGACAAUAGCUUUGUUGGAUACGGCGAAGGUUACGCAGACGACGAUGACGAUGGGGCAUUUUAUUCAAACAGUGAAGGCAUGGGGAAGAAAAAACGGAAGAAGGACCACGUUUCGAAGAUAUCUACCCCUCUACCUGACCGAGGUGGAAGUUACGGGGUUGACCCCACGAAAGUCUCCAACACCGACAUCCCUUACGAACUACACUACGCCGAGAAAAUGACCAGCUACCUAUACAAACACACCCCGGAUCCCUCCCCGACCCUUCAGCUCGCUAUCCGCGCCCAGCACCUCAAGCGCUGGGAAGUACCCCGCAGUACUUACCCCGAUGGUAAAGUAGGGUAUUAUUCCUGGCGGACGGCGGUGGCGCGUCGCCAGGCUGAGAUAGCGGUGCAGGUGUGUCUGGAGAGUGGCAUUGGGGAGGCGGAAGCGGAGCGCGUGGGCCGGUUGAUUCGCAAGGAAGGAUUGAAGGGAGGGGAGGAUGCGGAGGCACAGAUUCUGGAGGAUGUGGCGUGUUUGGUGUUUUUGGAUGAUCAAUUUGAAAAGUUCAAAGAAAACUAUGAGAGGAAGAAGGUGGUGGAGAUCUUGAGAAAGACCUGGGGAAAGAUGUCGGAACGGGGGAGGGGUUUGGCAUUGGAGUUGCAGAUGGGGGAAGAGGCCAAUGAAUUGGUCAAGGAGGCUUUGAUGGGUUAGAUUCCAGUCCAUAUCUAUUUGUUUAAUAUAGGACUGUUACUUUGUGAAUACGUAUUUUUGGAUAUAUAUAUUAGUUGGAAUUUGUUUUGUGGUCAAAGAGCCGCUCUAUGGA
Aspergillus piperis CBS 112811 is the source of this 2357-nucleotide messenger RNA. RefSeq lists its product as uncharacterized. Gene Ontology annotation, cellular component: mediator complex. The coding region runs from base 374 to 2245 and encodes 623 amino acids. Gene Ontology annotation, biological process: regulation of transcription by RNA polymerase II. Gene Ontology annotation, molecular function: transcription coregulator activity. The transcript is spliced from 4 exons. Lineage: Eukaryota; Fungi; Ascomycota; Eurotiomycetes; Eurotiales; Aspergillaceae. The record is from RefSeq and is a predicted model, not a curated record.